This is a messenger RNA of Sphaerulina musiva SO2202, 778 nucleotides long. Its product is annotated as Pre protein translocase Sec Sec61-beta subunit. The coding region runs from base 129 to 464 and encodes 111 amino acids. Lineage: Eukaryota; Fungi; Ascomycota; Dothideomycetes; Mycosphaerellales; Mycosphaerellaceae. The record is from RefSeq and is a predicted model, not a curated record. The transcript is spliced from 4 exons. Gene Ontology annotation, cellular component: Sec61 translocon complex. Gene Ontology annotation, biological process: intracellular protein transport.
GGAAUCUUGAACUUCAACACUAACAGCCUCUCGUCCAAACAUUAUCGUUGCUUCGAGCCGCCAGAUUCUACGAGAUAGUCCACUUCGCAAUCUGAAUAACGACCGCGCCUCAGCCCGGGUCUGCCAAAAUGUCUUCUCCACGCCCUUCCUCCCCGAUCAACUCUCCGUCAACUGGCUCCACGACAGCACGACCAGUCUCGCCCAAGGCCCCCGGUGGACCAGCGACUGCUAUUCGGAGGAAGGCAGCUGCGGACAGAGCCGAUAAAAUUGCAAAUGCUCGUCCAGCCAGCACGAGAGCCGCGGGUGCUGGUGGGAGCAGCAGCACAAUGUUGAGAUUAUACACGGACGAAUCGCCUGGUCUCAAGGUCGACCCAUUCGUUGUCAUGGUUCUCUCGAUUGGUUUCAUCAUCUCCGUGGUCGCCCUGCACAUCAUUGCCAAGUUCACGAAGAGGUUCUCCUCGUAGACUCCCACGGACAAAACGUUGAGACCACAGCGAACGAUAUGCUGGCUCAAGAGCAUAAGUGCUAGCUGCAUAUCGCAAAGCGAGGUGAUGACGAUGCAAGCUCUGGGCCUCGAACAGAGACGAGUGCCGUCUGACAGGGCUUGUGCUUGAUGAAGAGGUUGGGUUCGAUUCAGUUGUCGAUCCAGGUCGAGCAGGAAUUCGGCAUAAUUCAGGCACGAGCGCUUUGUACAUGCACACAUGCACCACUAUUCGAGUAUGCGUUCUCAAUACCUGUAGCGAUGAACUUCCCGUUCCAGAUGGUGCACUACUUCGGU